Sphenostylis stenocarpa is the source of this 1101-nucleotide messenger RNA. NCBI's taxonomy places the organism in Eukaryota, Viridiplantae, Streptophyta, Magnoliopsida, Fabales, Fabaceae. The record is from the annotation of a GenBank genome assembly.
AUGGCAACAGAGAGAGUGCUUCACAUGAAGGAUGGUGUAGGUGAAACCAGCUACACAAAAAACUCCUUACUUCAGAGAAAAGUGAUAAUGAAAGUGAAACCCGUUCUUGAAGAGAAUGUGAAACGGUUGAUGUCAAAUAUAUCUUUUGACAGCUGCUGGAGGGUAGCAGACCUGGGAUGUUCCUCAGGACCAAAUUCACUUUUAUUUGUGUCAAAUAUCUUAAGCAUCAUGGAUAAUGAUAGCAUUUGCUUGGACCAGCGUGUGCCACGUGUAUUCCAAAUUUACCUAAAUGAUCUUUUUGCGAAUGAUUUCAACACCAUCUUCAAGUUGAUACCAGAUUUUUAUCAAAGUAUUCAUCAAGAAGGACACAAUCUUAGAACAUGCUUUAUUCAUGCAACACCUGGAAACUUCUAUGGAAGGCUUUUUCCUGACGAUUACAUUCACGUCUUUCAUUCCUCCUACUGUCUCCACUGGCUGUCUCAGGCACCAGAAAGUUCGACCAGUGAACCACUUAACAAGGGAAAUGUUUGUGUAACAUGCACAAGCCCUCCUUCAGUCUAUGAAGCAUAUUUUAAACAAUUUGAAAAGGAUUUCAAACUUUUUCUGAAAUCACGUUCAGAGGAACUAAGGUCCGAUGGUAUUAUUGUACUUACUUUCCUCGGCAGGGAGAAAUCUCAAAAAAUUAGUUCUUCUUGGGAGCUAAUUGGUGUUGUACUUAACAACAUGGUCCAAGAGGGUCUGGUUGAAGAGGAAAACUUAGACUUUUUUUAUCUACCUAUGUAUGAUCCUACAACUGAAGAAGUUACGCACGUGAUUGAAAAAGAAGGAUCUUUUACCCUUCACACGUUAAUGACUUUUAAAAUAGGUUGGGAUGCAAAUCUUCAAGAGGAUGUUGAUGAUUCAAUACUUGAUAGUAAAACGAGAGCAGAGUUCGUAGCCAAGUACAUCAGAGCUGUUUUCGAACCCCUCUUAUUAGCUAAGUUUGGUGAAGAUAUAAUGGAUGAAUUGUUCUCAAGAUAUGCAAAGCUGGUCACCCAACACAUAGAGUUAGAGACAAUGGAGUACACAAAUAUAGUCGUUUCCAUGACCAAAAAUUCUUGA